Molecule: messenger RNA, 2199 nt
Organism: Frankliniella occidentalis (western flower thrips)
Lineage: Eukaryota; Metazoa; Arthropoda; Insecta; Thysanoptera; Thripidae
Product: vanin-like protein 1
Exons: 8
Coding region: 154-1809 (551 amino acids)
Molecular function (GO): hydrolase activity, acting on carbon-nitrogen (but not peptide) bonds, in linear amides
Source: RefSeq, a predicted model, not a curated record
CACCACACUCAACAAAGUGUCGACAAGAUGAAAGACAAACGCGCGCUGCUCUUGCCGCGGUCGCGCGACCGACAGUCCCUCUCUUGCCACCGCCGCGAGCGUAAGCAGCGGUGAGCAGCCGCCCAGUAUCAGGUGAAAAAUCUAAUCCCAGCCAUGGCGCCGACCCUGCCGGCUGCGUUGGUGGUCUUGCUGGCCUUGUGCGCCGCCCCCGGGCGCUGCUCCAAGCCGGACGACCCGCACUAUACGGCCGCCGUGGUGGACUUCGCGGCCCCCGCCAUGACGGGGAAGACCGCCCUGGAGAACAUCAUGGCCAACAUCGACGCGAUGGGCAUGUUGACGCAGCAGGCCGCCGAGCAGGGUGCGGACAUCAUCGUGUUCGCCGAGGACGGCCUGCAAGGCUUAGGUAACGAGCGCCUGCCGAUGGCCGUGCAGGAGAACAGCACGCCGUGUGACUGGACCGAUGGCCACGACCAGCCCCUCCACGAUCUGUCGUGCCUGGCCAAGAAGAACAACAUCUACCUGGUCGUCAACCUGGUGGACAAGCAGCCGUGCGCCGCCGGGGACGCCAAGUGCAUCGCGAAGGGCUCCUACAACUACAACACCAACGUGGUCUUCGACCGCAGUGGGCAGAUCAUAGCCAAGUACCACAAGUACAACCUCUUCGGCGAGAGAUCCAACGACGUGCCCCCCGCCGUGGAGUACAUCGAGUUCGACACCGACUUCGGCGUCCGCUUCGGCAUGUUCAUCUGCUUCGACAUCCUGUUUGACAAGCCUUCGGCGGAGCUCGUCCGCGAGCGCAAAAUCACCGACAUCGUCUACAGCGCCGCCUGGUUCUCCGAGGUGCCGUUCCUGACGGCGGUCCAGGCGCACUCUGGGUGGGCGCACGCCCUUGACGCGACCGUACUGGCCUCCGGCUACAACAACCCCUCGGGGGGCAGCACGGGCAGCGGCAUCUACCGCGGCCGCCAGGGCAUCCUCAAGUACACCAUGAACUGGCGCAAGCAGCACAAGCUACUCGUCAGCCAGGUGCCCAAGCACGGCCACUGGGAGGACUACGCCAUGCGGCCGCAGCCCCUCCCGGAGCGCAUCGACCCCGUGCAAAACUACGGCGCGGGCGACACCGACCCCUACGAGGAGAUGAAGGCCCUCAGGAUGAUCCAGGACAACCUGACCAUGUACAAGUCCGUUGAACUCGAGCGCCCGGCCCAGGACAAAGAAGUCCAAUCUAUCGGAAAGAUCUGCGACAAUGGCUUUUGCUGCACAUACGCUGUUACAACUAGGGGGGUGAAACUGUUCCAGACGACGAGCGCAGCCGUGAGCCUGCACGGGGGCCACUCGCGGCCUCGCGACGCGCCCACCUUCAACAAGGAGGAGGCGGAGCAGGACUUCGACGGCUUCUACUACCGUGUCGUGGCGUUCGACGGCGUCCGCGACCACUCCAAGGUGGCCACGACUGGCGUGCAAGUGUGCGGGAUCAUCUCGUGCUUGAGCAACGACAUUCACUCCUGUGGCUGGCUCGCCCCCGGGCUCGACUCUCCCACCAUCAAGUGGACCGAGUUCCAGUCCAUCAGACUCAUGGCAAGCUACCAAGACAAGGACACCCUGCAGUUCGCGUCCACGCUGGCCGGGCCGCGCUACGAUCCCCUGCCCGCCAAUGUGUACUCCUUCCAGAGCGAGCUCGCCGCGGACACCGGCAUGCGGAAGGUGACCCUCUCACUGAAGCAACCGCAGCCUCUCCUCGACCUGCGCACCUUCACCAUCUACGGCCGCAACUUCGCACGAGACGGCCAACGACCUACAGGCUCAUAAAAAAAAACACACACACAAAAAAAAACAAUUUCACUCACAUUAUUGAAUAAAAUACCAAAAUGAGAGGAUGAAAAUUGUCAUCCUACAAACACAAACAAUUUUUUGUAUUUGAUUGAGAUAGUUUAAUUCAUCACAGGCAAACAACUGAUACUAGCAUGAUUCUGGAAGUAUCAGCAUACACAAAGAUAUUAAAUAUCAAUAUAUAAGGUAGCUGACACACAUACCUCCUAUAAGAUAAACUUCAUAAAGAACAAUCCUUUUUAAGAAACAGCUUGGAUCUGGGACGGUGGAAUAACCAAUUGUUGCUUUUGGUUUGUUUAAACUUUCUACAAAAUGAAGGAGGGGAUUUUGACAGCCUCAAAGUCAUAAAUAAAACACAGCACAUCAGUA